This is a messenger RNA of Colletotrichum truncatum, 3042 nucleotides long. The record is from RefSeq and is a predicted model, not a curated record. Lineage: Eukaryota; Fungi; Ascomycota; Sordariomycetes; Glomerellales; Glomerellaceae.
AUGGACACCGCCGACGCGGCGUCUGAGGCCAAAAAGUCUCCGAUCAAAGCUCAAGAGGACAACGGAGAUAAUGGGAACGAAGAUCCAAACCGCAAGAAGGCAAACGCCAGGAAGAGAACCAAGACCGGUUGCUUGAGAAUAAAAGCCUGCCGGAAACGUCGUAUCAAAUGUGACGAAGGAAGACCUAUUUGCGGCAACUGCAUCAAGUCUAAGAGGCAUUGCGAGGGUUACAAUCAGCGAGUCAUCUUCAAAGACCCCAUCGGGUCAUUUAACCUUAACGGUGUCUAUGGCCCCGUUGUCUACCCUCAGGAGGCAUCAACCCCUCCGUUUCGACAGCUUGGAAACCCACCGCCCAAGUCAUCGAAUGCGCCUCCUCUUGCGCCAAUAGCUCCUAAACCACCGCAACAUACAAAUUACGGAGGCCAGCCGAUCCUUCAAUAUGGCCAAGGGUUCCCGGGUCCAUCGUCACAACAUCAUCCGUCGUCUUCACCUUUCGACUUUAACCAAUUCUCCUUUGAACAGCAACAACACAUGCCCCCAACACCCUCAUUAACAUCGCCCAUUAGCCCUGAACAGUUCCAAGGAUCAUUUAGUAGUGCACAGAGCACUUUUGUUAGCCCAAACACCGACAAUGGGUCGUUUACAAGCAGACAGCCACAACCAUGGCAAGAGCACACAUCAAGCCAUCCAAGAGUGGAAGAGGUUGACGUCGUCCCCACUGCCGACGAGAUCCUCAAGAGAGGGGAUAUCAUGGAGGACCCCGAAGUCCAGUACUUGUACUCCGACGACGACGCGUCCAUGGUCGAUUCAGAGGAUGGAUUCGAUGAUCUGAUGGGCGAAGAGAGCGCCUACGGCCAACUGAUCCAGAGUCGUUCGGAGGGCCAUUGGGAAGGCUUUGGGACGAAAGUGAGAACGUUCUCGGCUUUUGCAGAGGAAGCAAUCCUUACGUCGUACAUUCCGACGCCCAACAAUUCGCCGCUGAAUGACGAACGAACUGCGGCCUUGUUCUGGCACUUUGUCAACGUAACGGGACCGAGCAUGUCUCUGUACGAGAGGCAUCCUUUUGACCAUACGAAGCUGAUGAACAACUUCUCCGUUCCAAAGGCUGGUCAUAAUCUUUGGACUUACACAUUCCCUAUUCUGGCUUUCAAUCACCCGGCCUUGCUUCAAGCCAUGCUUGCCUUGGGUGCUCUGCAAAUCGCCAAGCUACAGCGAAUACCACCAACAGCAGCCAUGAAGCAUUAUCAUCUUUCCAUUCGGAGGAUCGCAAAGAACGUCCGGAGUGCGAAUAGGAGGACAUCGCCCGCCACUCUUGCCGCUACUCUGCUACUGGGAUACUUCGAAGUAUGGAACUCAGAUCACACCAAAUGGUGUAAUCAUCUAUUCGGAGCCAGACUUUUGAUUAAGGAAAUUCCCUUCAGGAAGUGGACCAAGAACAUCUUACCACUUAAGAGAGCUAGGCGAGCUCUCUUUCAGGAAAGCCAAAACCAGCCAUUUGAUCCCUUUUACCUGGGCCACGAUAACACUCACAUGGCGAGCCACGACCUGGACGACCUAGAUCUGGGACUUUUGAGCCAUUUGACAAACCAGCACGUGUCAUAUGAAGAGGAUGUGCCGACUAUUGGAAACUACUACACAGAUCGCGACAUCGAACACUAUGAGCAUCUCCGGGAUUUGUACUGGUGGUACUGCAAGAUGGACGUGUAUCAAAGUAUUCUUGGCGGAGGCAAGCCAUUUAUGGACUACUCCCAUUGGACUCAAUGUCCGCCUCGAGCCCCAAUGGGUCGCUUGGAGGCCAUCUAUGGAACUUAUGAUCACAUGAUGCUUCUACUUGGACGCCUUUGCAGCUUUGCCUCCAAAGACCUCCCUCGAAAACGGAAUUCCUUCAAAGGGUUUGGGCCUCCCGGUGGUCCACCCGGGGCCUCUCCUGGUGGUCCGCCCAAAGGACCGUCGAACCCAAAUGGACCACCGAGCAUGGCAGGUGGAAUGCCUGGAAGCGGGCCAGCACCUAACAUGAUGGGCGGGAUGCCUGGCGGGCCACCUGCGGGUCCUCCGAAUGGAAUGCCACCUCCUGGCAUGAUGGGAGGCCCUCCAGGGGGGCCUACAAGGGGGCCUCCCGGUGGACCGAUGGGGCCGCCACCGGGAAUGGGGUCAGGAGGGCCAGGCGGCUCCCCCCCGAUGUUCCCGGGUAUGCUGCCAAACCUCGGAAAGGUAACGUUGCCAAUGGGCUUUAGUCCUCCGAGAGAUGAAUCCCCGUCUCCGCCGGACACUCAUGAGGACUUCGAUACCGACCUUGCCGAGGCCGCGGCGCUGCGUGAGUGGGAGAGCCUCCGUGAGGCAUUCGAGGUACUCCGCUCCCAAUUUGGACCCGAAUUCGAACCUCUGGGUCCCGAAUAUUGUGACCAUAGGGAAACGCCCUUCGGUCCAACGCUCCAGUACCGUACGUUCUCAGUAGCCGGCAUCUGGAUGAACUACUACAUGGGCCUGAUCCAUCUGUACCGCGCGCACCCGAAGAUGCCCCCUGCUGCGAUGAUUGCUGCGGGUAUCCAGGCGCAGCAUACCACCAAAUUCGCGUUGGAGAUGGGCCGGAUUGCGGCUGGGUUGACUGACGACAUUUCCAUUGCGACCGAAGUAAGCACUUUGGUAGGGGCGGCGCUGAUCGAGAGUGCAUUCUGUUUGUUCGUCGGCGGUAUACAGUACCGAGAGGACGCUCAACGUCACUGGCUCGUCCGGCGGAUGCACGACGUGGCACGUCUCACAGGCUGGCAAUCUGCCAGACAGAUCGCCGACGGCUGCGAGUCGGGAUGGAAGAAGGCCGCAGCCAUGGGAAGGGGCCCGCCCUACACGCGAGACCCGUCCCUUAUCACCGUCAUCCCUCAGUCUGUGUGGACGAGCCCAAGGAGGAUCGGCGCCAGGCUGGAGCUGCUGGACGGCGACGACAAGGUGCUCGUAGUCGCCAAGGCCGAACGGGCGCACUAUGCCCUGGGGUUGAUCAGUGUCGAGCAAGAACUGGAGAGGCUCGUCAUCACCGGAGAGAGUUGA